UAGAUACAGCUACAGGUGAGACAGUGACUCAUUUUUGAACCCAGCUCACAGAAACAGCAAUAAAACUCAUACCUGGACCCAGUCAAUAGCAGACAUUUACAAUCCUGGACAUUUUCCUGCUAAAGGUAUAAGAGUCAACACCUCUUGUGGGUUGAGUUCAAGUAUGGAAGUCAGUCACAACAGUGGACUAAAUCAAUGCACAAGAGCCCAAAUAUCACCAACAGACUGUUUUGAUAGGGGAGUCAGAGCCCCCAGGUGUUCUAAAUCCUGGACUUGGUGUUAUCAUCUCAUCUGUCGAUUGGAUUGAUGCAUGAGAUUCACAAUUCCAACUUGAUUGCCUCUUGGUGUGCGAUUCAGAACCUCAACAGUGGGUUCUGUUAAUGUGGAAGGCUGAUAAUCCUUACUUUUAUUUGAGUUUGUGUACAACAGCCAUAGUUUGACCACAGUUUUAGCUGGGCUAUAUUUUGGCACUCUUUGUAGCACUUGAGGGCUUCAUACAAUGUGCAUGCAAGUUGUGAUAUUCCGUGACCAUCCUACAAGUUGAAGAUACAGGACCUUAGUUUUUGCCCCAAGACUACAGGGGUCAAAAUAUCUUCAGGUAUGAGUCAUCAUUCCACCUGUAAGCUGUGCCCUUGUGUAUUUCCUAAUACCAACUGUGGAGAGAGACCAGGCACAAGGGUUGCAUCACCUGGGUGAUGGCCAAAGAUAUGUCACAAUUGCCACUUUGGGCAGGAUCAAAAAUCUCCCCUGAGUGCAGGGGCAAUUCAGGAGGGUCAUAUCACCUAGUUACUGGGCUCAGCAAUAUGUCACAAUGCCCCUUGUGGGCAGGGCCAAGGCAGGACUGUUACAUCACCUGGAAGCUGGGCCCAGUGAUAUGUCACAAUGUCUCUUGGGGGCAGGGUUCAGGCAGGAAAGAAGAGUCACAUCACCUAGGUGAUGGGCCUGGAGAUAUUUCACAAUGCCUUCUGUAAUUAGAACCCAGAAAAAAGAGUUAUAUCAUUUGGGUUAAAGGUCCGGUGAUAUUUCACAAUCCCAACUAAGGGCAGGACCCAGGCAGAAAAGGAGAGUCACUUCCUUUGAUGAUUGGUCCAGAGAUACAUCACAAUUUCCCCUGAGGACAGCUCUCAUGCAGAAGAGGAACUAAAUAUAGCGCAUGGUCCAGGGACUGUUGACAUUCAGAGACAUAGCUAUAGAAUUCUCUCCGGAGGAAUGGCAAUGCCUGGAUUGUGCUCAGCGGAAUUUAUAUAGAGAUGUGAUGUUAGAGAACUACAGAAACCUGGUCUCCCUGGGUAUUGCUGUCUCUAAGCCAGACUUGAUCACGUGUCUGGAGCAAAAUAAAGAGUCCCAGAAUAUAAAGAGAAAUGAGAUGGUAGCCAAACACCCAGUUAUGCAUUCCCAUUUCACCCAAGACCUUCAGCCAGAGCAGGGCAUAAAAGAUUCACUCCAAAAAGUAAUACCAAGAACGUAUGGAAAAUGUGGACAUGAGAAUUUACAAUUUAAAAAAUGCUGUAAAAUUGUGGGUGAAUGUGAGGUGCACAAAGGAGGUUAUAAUGAAGUUAACCAAUGUUUGUCAACUACCCAAAACAAAAUAUUUCAGACUCAUAAAUAUGUCAAAGUCUUUGGUAAAUUUUUAAAUUCCAAUAGACAUAAAACAAGAUAUACUGGAAAGAAACAUUUCAAAUGUAAAAAAUAUGGCAAAUCAUUUUGCAUGCUUUCACACCUAAAUCAACAUCAGGUAAUUCAAACUAGGGAGAAGUCCUACAAAUGCAAAGAAUGUGGCAAAUCCUUUAACUGCUCCUCAAACCAUACUACACAUAAAAUAAUUCAUACUGGAGAGAAACCAUAUAGAUGUGAGGAAUGUGGCAAAGUCCUUAGCUGGUCCGCAAACCUUACUAGACAUAAGAUAACUCAUACUGGAGAGAAACCCUACACAUGUGAAGAAUGUGGCCAAGCCUUUAGGCACUCCUCAACACUUACUAACCACAAGAGGAUUCAUACUGGAGAGAGACCCUACAAAUGUGAAGAAUGUGGCAAAGCCUAUAGCUUAUCCUCAACCCUCACUGACCACAAGAGAAUUCAUACUGGAGAGAAACCCUACACAUGUGAAGAAUGUGGCCAAGCCUUUAGGCGCUCCUCAACACUUACUAACCACAAGAGAAUUCAUACUGGAGAGAGACCCUACAAAUGUGAAGAAUGUGGCAAAGCCUAUAGCUUACCCUCAACCCUCGCUGACCACAAGAGAAUUCAUACUGGAGAGAAACCCUGCAGAUGUGAGGAAUGUGGCCAAGCCUUUACCUGGUCCUCAAACCUUACUAGACAUAAGAGAAUUCAUACUGGAGAGAGACCCUACACAUGUGAAGAAUGUGGCAAAGCCUAUAGCUUACUCUCAACGCUCACUGACCACAAGAGAAUUCAUACUGGAGAGAAACCCUGCAGAUGUGAGGAAUGUGGCAAAGCCUUUACCUGGUCCUCAAACCUUACUAGACAUAAGAGAAUUCAUACUGGAGAGAAACCCUACACAUGUGAAGAAUGUGGCCAAGCCUUUAGCUUAUCCUCGAACCUUACUAGACAUAAGAGAAUGCAUACUGCAGGGAAACCCUACACAUGUGAAGAAUGUGGCCAAGACUUUAGGCGCUCCUCAGCACUUACUAUCCACAGGAGAAUUCAUACUGGAGAGAGACCCUACAAAUGUGAAGAAUGUGGCAAAGCAUUUAGCUUAUCCUCAACCCUCACUGACCACAAGAGAAUUCAUACUGGAGAGAAACCCUACAUAUGUGAAGAAUGUGGCAAAGCCUUUAACUACUCCUCAACCCUUAUGCAACAUAAGAGAAUUCAUACUGGAGAGAAACCCUACAAAUGUGAAGAAUGUGACCAAGCUUUUAAGUGGCAUUCAGGUCUUGCUAAACAUAAGACAAUUCACACUGGAGAGAAACCCUACAAAUGUGAAGAAUGUGGCAAAGCUUUUAAGUGGCAUUCAAGUCUUGCUAAACAUAAGACAAUUCACACUGCAGAGAAACCCUACAAAUGUGAAUAAUGUGGCAAAGUCCACCCUCAGGCCUCAUAAUACAUAAAAUAAUUUAUACUGGAAAAAAAACACUACAAGUGUAGAGAAUGUGGCCAAGCCUUUAACCAGUUCCAAACCUUAAUUGAAUGUAAGAGAAUUCAUAUUGGAAAAAAAUUUUAUAAACUUAAAAAAAUGUAACAAAGCCUUUAACCAACCCUCAAACCUUAAUGAACCUAAGAGAAAUUAUUUUUAAAAAAUUUUUUGAGAUGGAGUCUCCCUGUGUCACCCAGGCUGGAGUGCAGUGGCAUGAUCUCAGCUCACUGUAACCUCUGCCUUCCGGGUUCAAGCGAUUCUCCUGCCUCAGCCUCCUGAGUAGCUGGGAUUACAGGCGUGUGCCACCACACUGGCUGAUUUUUGUAUUUUUAGUAGAGAUAGAGUUUCACCAUGUUGGCCAGGCUGGUCUUGAACUGCUGACCUCAGGUGAUCCACCUUUGUCAGCCUCCCAAAGCCUGAGAGAAUUUAUAUUAGAGAGACCCUAGAAACAUUAAAAAAAAAGUGACAAAACUUUUAAGCACAUCUCAGGCCUUACAUAAUAUCUGAUCAUUCAUUCUAGAGAGAAACUCUACAAAAGCAAAGAAUGUGGUAAAGCUCUUAGUCUUGAACCCUUAUUAUACAUAAGAGAAUUAAUACUGAAGAGAAACCCUACAAUAAGGAAUAUGGCAAUGUCUUUAAAAAGUCCUCAAACCUGAAUAAAUGUAAGAUAAUUGAUAUUGGAGAGAAACCUUGCAAUUGUAGGGAAAAAUGUGGCAAACCCUCUGUCUCAAAAAAAAAAUUAUAAAUGUGAUUACUGUAAAAAGACCUUUUGGAAAAUAUAGGCCUUUAAAGUAAAGACUAGUUAUUCUGAAGACAAACAUACAAACAUAAAGAGGAUUGUUGUACCUUUACUUCCAUUACAGAUUUUAUUGUACACAUUUUAUAUUAAAGGAAAAAUUUGAAGAUCUGAAAAAGAUGCUCAAACUUUGUUGAACGUUAGAGAAUUUAUAUUGGCGAGAAAGUCUAAACAUGUAAUGAAUGUGAAAAACAUUUGUUCAAAAACUAUGGCUUAGAAAACACCAGUUUAUACUAAAUAUUUUUGCAGAACCAGUAAAUGGGGAAAACAUAUUAAAUCAAAAAUUGUCUAUAUAAACAUCUGAGGAGGCACAGUAGAAAGAUGAAGGCACUGAAACUUCAGACAUUACACGAAAUCAGAGUGUUGAGUGUAAAAGAGAUCCAAAGCUAACACCAUAUUCAUGUUAAAGAAGUAGGUUUUUUUGGAGAUUUAUAAUUACCUUCGAGGUAUGCUUCUUUCUUCUAUAAAAAAUAGUUUCUGAAAAGCAAAUAAUAAUGUAACUCAAGUCUCAGAUUCCGUCAUGUUGACUCUUCCCAUUGUUUGUGAAAGUAUUUGAACAGUUGUUUCAUCAGAGAUAGGAGAGAUUGUUUUUUAUCAAUUGUGCAUUUAUGUAAUAAAAUGCAAUAAAUUUAAAAAUAUUUAAA
Molecule: messenger RNA, 4537 nt
Organism: Pongo pygmaeus (Bornean orangutan)
Lineage: Eukaryota; Metazoa; Chordata; Mammalia; Primates; Hominidae
Product: zinc finger protein 479-like
Exons: 4
Coding region: 1154-3034 (626 amino acids)
Biological process (GO): regulation of transcription by RNA polymerase II
Molecular function (GO): RNA polymerase II cis-regulatory region sequence-specific DNA binding; DNA-binding transcription factor activity, RNA polymerase II-specific
Source: RefSeq, a predicted model, not a curated record